Messenger RNA from Beta vulgaris subsp. vulgaris (sugar beet), 1683 nucleotides. RefSeq lists its product as uncharacterized. Lineage: Eukaryota; Viridiplantae; Streptophyta; Magnoliopsida; Caryophyllales; Amaranthaceae. The transcript is spliced from 3 exons. The record is from RefSeq and is a predicted model, not a curated record. Gene Ontology annotation, molecular function: zinc ion binding. Bases 1 to 1683 code for a protein of 560 amino acids.
AUGGAGAGCAAUAGGCAAAUGAAGUCAUCUUGGCUGGCAAAGCAACUGCUUGAAAUCUUUAAGGCUAGGCCUCACUGGCCAGCUAAGGAGAUUAUGGAUACUGUGAGGAAGGGUUACAAGGUUUUAAUUAAGAGAGCCCUAGCUUAUAAAGUCAAAUACAGGGCUCAUAGGCUCCUCCAUGGAUCCAUGGUUGAUCAUUAUGGGAAGCUGGGCAGAUAUAUAGCUGCCAUCAAAGCUAGCUGCCCUGACACUGUGAUUCAACUGGUUCAUGCUCCUGCAAGAAAGAAUGAGAAGGUCCCAAUUCCUACAGUUAGGAGAGGGUGGAUUGAAGGUUGCAGAAAAUUUUUAAGCAUAGAUGCUUGUUUCCUCAAAACAUUUCUGGGUGGACAAUUGUUGGCAGCUACUGGUAGGGAUGGAAAUGACCAGAUGUACCCAGUUGCCUGGGCAAUUGUGGAGGGGGGAAACAAUUCUUCUUGGGAGUGGUUUAUGACUCAGCUUCAACAUUCCCUCAAUUUAGGUGAGGGAGACGAUCUCAUUGUCUUAUCUGAUGAACACUUGACUAUUAUAAGUUAUGUGCCAAAAAUACUGCCAAAAUGUGAGCACAAGCACUGUGCAAGACACAUUUUUGCACAUUGGCAUAAGGACUUCAAAGGCGAUGAGAUGAAAUUGAUGUUCUGGAAAGCUGCUAAAGCCUAUAGUGUGGUUGAUUUCAAUGAAGCAAUGGAAGAGAUGUCAGAGGUUAAUAGUGAUGCUGCUGAUGCAUUUAGGAAACAUAAUCUAGAUGUGUUUUGUAGGGCAUUUCUGAAGACAGCUAGCAAGACAGAUGUGAUCAUUAGCAAUUUAUCAGAGACAUUCAAUGGGUAUAUCAUCAAUACAAGAACCAAAUAUCUUAUUUACAUGCUGGAGGAUAUCAGGAUUACCCUGACGCAAAGGUUGGUGGUUAAAAGACAGGAAAUGGAGGCCAGCUCUGCAAAGUUGUGUCCCAGGAUUCAAGCUAGGUUGGAGAAGGAAAAAAACCUAGCUGCCAACUGCACUCCAAUUCCAUCAACAAAUAUAAUAUUUCAGGUCAACUAUCAUAUGGAUAGUGUAACAGUUGACCUUGAAGCUAGAUCUUGCACCUGCAGGAAGUGGGACCUCACUGGUAUCCCCUAUUGUCAUGUUGUUGCCAGCAUAUUCUUCAGUAGAGAAGAUGAUGAAGAUUUUGUGGACCCAGUGUAUACUAGAGAGAAUUACUUGAGAUCUUAUGCUGGGUCAAUCCCAUCUCUAGUAAGUGAAAGGCACUGCCCACUAGUCACUUCUCCUCUCAUCCCACCACCCAUUAAAGUUGGGCAUGGGAGACCAAAAAUCAGUAGGAGAAAAGACCCACAUGAAAACCCAAAAAAGCCUGGGAGAUUAACCAAACAUGGGGUUGAAAUGACAUGUACAAUAUGCAAAGUUAAGGGCGAUAACAAGAGGACUUGUCCAAAUAAAGACAAAGCUCCUAGUCAUCCACCUCACAAAAAGGCCAAGACAUCUGAUGCUUCAACUCAGCAUGGUGCUCAGAUGAUCCUCACUUGGAUGCAACGGCAGAGCCAAGCAAAACUGGAAAAGGAGGAAGGGUCAUUAGGGGAGGGAAGGGUUCAAGAGGAGGAAAGAGAACUACAAAUGCUGAUCCAAGCAGCUCAGACCCACAUCCAAGCAUAG